Molecule: messenger RNA, 2764 nt
Organism: Mobula hypostoma (lesser devil ray)
Lineage: Eukaryota; Metazoa; Chordata; Chondrichthyes; Myliobatiformes; Myliobatidae
Product: small integral membrane protein 35-like
Exons: 7
Coding region: 631-963 (110 amino acids)
Source: RefSeq, a predicted model, not a curated record
UCUUCAUUGUCUCACUGACCCCCAGCCUCUCAUCCAUUCUUUAUUUCGUUUGAAGUCCCAGUAGCAAGUCUCCUUCCCGGAUCAGACCCACGAAUAUUAAUCCGUUGUUUCCUCGAAGAAAGUUGACACUGGCAUUUGAUCUACGUCUCACCUAUGCACCCUGACCAUGGAAUCACAUCGAACCCCACUGACCAGGUGUGGGUGGACUUGGUUGAUAAAACAGAUAGCAGUGGCUGUUUCAUUCCACCUCUCUGCAGAGAUAACAAGGACAUUCCACUCUUGGCAGACGGAGCGGAGGUGCCCGAUGAAGCAGUCCCCCAACUUACGACGGGUCUCACCAAUGUAGAGGAGGCCGCAUUGGGAGCACCUGACACGAUAGGGAGCCGUGCACAAUUCUGAUUUGAUGGAGACGGACGUGAGAGUACAGAGGAACAUCUGGAAAACUUCUGAAAUGCCCGCUUUGCUGCCGCUGCUACUGUGUGGUAACCAGAAUCUCUGGAGCAGAAGGCCCCGAAAUCCUCGGCUUUGCGUGUUUCAGCAGCCGGGGCGAGGUUGAAGGUGCUCGGCAGAAGAUGGCGCUCGGGAGGCUGUAUCGGAGAGGCUGCUUGGAGGCUCGAAGUUUUCGGACGGAUGGACUCAGGGUCGGCUGGGGUCGGCUGCUUCCAAGAUGGCAGUGUAAAUACUCGAGGGAUCAUCAUUGGCAUCUGCUUGCUGCUGUUGGUUAUUGUUUCACUGGCUGUCUUCUUCAUCCUGUACUACAGACGUGGACGCUGUUUUAAACGAUCCAAGCUGAAGUUCAGUCAGAAUAUUCUGAGAGAACUGAACUCAAUCCAGCUGGAGUUUGACCCGCCAUUCACUGUCAGUGGGAUGAUGAGCACAAUGGGAAACCACGGCUCAGAUCAACAGUUCCAGUAUCACACUAUGAGGACUAGAGAAGUGGACUUCUCUCCAGCAAAUGAAUAGCGUCCUCAUCUCAGGGUGGGUGGAAUCCAGAAAGAAAGACUGCAUCAUUAAGAACCUCUAGGGAAAUGAGGGACCUCCUUCCAAUAGCUCCCUUCUGGUGGUUAGGAGCAGGAGUAGGAAAAAUAUGCCCAGGAGAAAGUGUAUCUUACCCCUUUGUAUUUUGUUUGGAUCUUUCAACAUGUGGAGAGGAUGUGAUCUGCUUUCAAUCCACAUCAACCAAAUAUGGAGAAAUUCAUGUGUGAAACGGGAGUUGGGGGGGUUUGCUUACUCGGCCAUCUUAAAAAUGAAAGUCCAUUUUACGUAAUAAUAAGAUCUUGAUAUUCAUUCUGCAGUUUUUACAACCUCAAGGCAUUCCAAUGUUCCUCAGUUUUCAGAUUUGAUUUUGCUGAACCUUACUUGUUUAAUUCUCCGGAUAACAUUACCAAUGGAGCAACUUUGAAUUUGCCUUCAGCCACUGCCUGUGCAGAUGACCGCCAAUGUUACUUCAGUUAUGACUGGCCGUUGACUGGGGCCCUAUAUUACUUGAUGCCAGGGAUUUUCCUCUAGGCUGAUGCAGAGAGAGCACUGCACCAACUGUGUUGUCUUUGCGAUAUUAAAUUUAAGCCCCAUUUCAUCUCUUGGGUGGAAAUAACCUAUCCCAAAGCAAUUUUUAAAAGGGAAAGAAGAUGAAUUACUCCUGGUAUCCUGGCCAAUGCUUAUUAAUCAAUCAAUAUUAGAAAAGUAAAUCACCCAGUAAAUUACUAGUAGGAGCUUGCUAGUCACAAAAUGACUGCUGUGUUUCCCUCAACAGUGUUCACUCUGCACUGGUUGUGAGAUCAUUAAAGAAGUUAUCAAUUUGAUAUUGGGGUUUUGCACCCUCUUGCCAUCUAGCCCCGUCUCGGUGCUUUGUGAGAAAGAUUUGCCAGGUUCUUUACAUAGAAGUACAAUUUUUCCAUUUUGAAGCUUGAGAUUGCAGAUGUUUUCAAUUUGUUUUAUUUUAAGAAUCAACUGAAUUGAAAGAAAAAAAACUGUAAAGCCUUGCAUUCACAUAGUAGCUCUGAUAGCCAUAUUUUUCCAGAAAGUAUUUUGCAACUAAUUAUGUUUUCUACAAUGUAGCCAAGUUGUAGAAAUGUGUGUGUGAACUUGCCAUGUUCCAUUUUGUGCUUAAUGAGUUCCUGAUUAAAUACUCAGGUAAUUAUUUUGCUGAUACUGGUUAAAGAUAAAUAUCAGCCAGGACAAUAGGGAGGGAACUUCUCUGAUCCUGGAGAUCUGCUGCAUCCACCUUAAAGAGAAGACAGCCCAUCAGCGUACCAUCUAUUCCAUGAUUCUGGAUGCUCUCAGAGAAUUUCAGGUUAUAUUAUGUGCUUAAACCUCAGCCAUAGGAACCUAAGUUUCUGACCCUGUAAAAGCAAAGCUCUGAAUGUAUUGUUGUGUCCUCAAUUGAAUGAAGAUGGUAAUACAGUGCAUUCCAGUUAAUUGAGCAUAAAGAACAAAAACUAGUCCAGAAAAUAGCCAAGAUUUUAUUUGCUUAUUUGAGACACUAUGCCAAUUAAUUGGGACAGAAUGUAGUCAAACAGUUUAACUAGCGUCUGUCUCGUGCAUUUGUGUGGCUGUUAGACACUACACCAUGCUUAGACCAAACAGUUUUUAAAUAGCAUCAGUUGCAUGCGCUUGAGGUCAGAGAGCAAUGAUUUUUGUCAUGGAUAGUUAGCAAUAAAUAAGCAGUAAUACAAUUCAAAACUGUUUUGCUCACUGUGGUUUCAAGCAUUCAGCCUUGGAGAUGUGAGAAAUGGCCAGAAGUGAAAAUGAAACGAUUUUACUA